AUGGAAGCCCUCAAGAAACACACGACAUUUUCGACUCUGCCUCCUUUGCCUGUCCCUACCUCAUCAUCUGUUGGGCCAGUGCCCACGGUGAUUCCGGGCGACUGGCCGGUUUUACAGGAAAUCCACCAGACAGGGAAGCGGACAUUAUGGGUCGUCGUCGUGCUCAUGGCGAUUUCCUCUCUCGCGUUUUAUGUCCUCGCAGCUCGGGCUCGAGUGCAAAACCGUCUCUUCCACACUAUAACCGCGCUCAUCGCCACAAUCUCAUUCCUCGCAUACCUCGCCAUGGCCACCGGCGACGGCGUCGUCUACAAACACUCCAUCGCCCACCAGCCGCACAAGCACGUCCCGGACACCCACCAAGAGGUCCUCCGCCAAAUCUUUUGGGUACGCUACGUAAACUGGUUGCUCACUACACCACUGCUACUCUUCAACAUUGCCCUACUGGGCAACAUGAACGGCGCGAAUCUGUCGGUCGCUGUUGCUGCCGAUCUGGUCAUGUUUGUGGCCGGCUUGGCCGCGUCGUUUGCGCGCCAUGAGCAGCGAUGGGUGUGGUUUACGAUUGUGUGUAUUGCGUUUUUGACGGUGGGUUAUCAGAUUGGGGUUAAUGGGUCGCGCUCGGUGUUGCGACGGUCGCAGGAGCAUCGUGCGCUGUUUGGCUCGUAUGUUGGCGCGACUUUGGCGGUUUUUUUGCUGUAUCCAAUUAUCCUGGCCGCAUCGCCUCUCGCGCAUCGCAUCAGCGUCGACGCCGAGGUGGUCACUUGGGCGAUUCACGAUAUCUUGAUUCAGGGUAUCUUUGGCUACUGGCUGCUAAUAGGCCAUGAUAAAAGAGAAGCCGGACAACUCGUCGUCGAGGGCUUCUGGUCUCAUGGCGUCAGCCAAGAAGGCGGCAUUCGCGUCGGCGAGAAUGAGGGAGCGUAG
Messenger RNA from Talaromyces rugulosus, 918 nucleotides. RefSeq lists its product as uncharacterized. The record is from RefSeq and is a predicted model, not a curated record. Bases 1 to 918 code for a protein of 305 amino acids. NCBI's taxonomy places the organism in Eukaryota, Fungi, Ascomycota, Eurotiomycetes, Eurotiales, Trichocomaceae. The transcript is spliced from 5 exons. Gene Ontology annotation, cellular component: endoplasmic reticulum; plasma membrane.